AUGGUGGAGUUAUGGAAUUCUGGUUCUUCUUACUCAAUCAUUGUUUACAGAAUGUAUGGAUCGUUCAUUUACUACUUUUCAGAAUUUGGAGCUUGCGUACGGGUAUAUGCUUACCUGAGAAAGGUAAAUGUUGUUAAUGGCACACAUUUGUAUAACAUGUACGACGGUGUAUUUUUGAGUGUCAUUGCACAGGACACUAAAUAUCAUAUCUUUCCAAUUAUCUUUUGUGUUGUGGAUAAACAGAACGAUGCUUGUUGGACCUUCUUCUUUGAGAAGUUAAAGACUAUAGUAGAAUAUGAACCAAAUCUAUAUGUCAUCUUCGAUAGAAACAUUAGAAUUCCCAAUGCCUUCUCCCGUAUUUACAAUUGUGUGCAUCAUGGACUUUGCAUGAGGCACCUUGCUAAAAUUUUUCGAGUAAAUCAACAUUGUGGAGAGCAUCUUUAUUUGUUCUACGCCACAGCAAAGGCUUAUUCUCUUAAUGAAUUUAGCUAUAAUUUUACGGAAUUGAAGAAUAAAUGCCCUGAGGUAGCACAUGUCCUUGAAAAUGUACUUGAUUUUGAGAAGUGGAGUAAAGCACAUUUUUUGGGCAAUAGGUACGAUGUGAUGACCAUAAAUAUCACCGAGUCUCUCAACUUGGUGUUGACGGAUGAACAGAAGUACCCCGUGUCAUACGAAUGGCAUGCAUUUGUCGGCAAUUCAAACAACAAAUUUGUGCCUUGUGCGGAAAAGAUCCUCAGAGAUAAUAAGAGUGCACGUGAUUCAUUAUAUGUGACUAAUGCAAAUGGAAAUCUCGACCAACUCAUCAUGUUCGGAAACGGUGUCACUUCCAAGGUCAAUCUCUUGGAGAGGAGUUGUUCCUGUAGGAAAUAUUACUUGGUGAAACUGUCGUACGAACAUGCGAUGGCUGCUUUGCAAGUAAAGUAUGGCGAUGGCUAA
This is a messenger RNA of Capsicum annuum, 936 nucleotides long. RefSeq lists its product as uncharacterized. Bases 1 to 936 code for a protein of 311 amino acids. Lineage: Eukaryota; Viridiplantae; Streptophyta; Magnoliopsida; Solanales; Solanaceae. The record is from RefSeq and is a predicted model, not a curated record. Gene Ontology annotation, molecular function: zinc ion binding. The transcript is spliced from 2 exons.